UUUAUUCAGGCCAGAGUGGAUCACCCACAGUGGGCGUUCAGACAACAACAGCUAUAUCUAUAUUGUCCUUAAAGGCAUUGAAAAGGCGGCACGGUGACCGACUGGUUAGCACAUCUGCAUCACAGUUCUGCAACACAGAGAAAUAAUCUCUUCAGGUGCAUCUGUCUGCAAUGACCAUGAAGACUGUAGCACUCAUUCUUUCCCUGGCAUUCCUCACUGGUACGUGUAUGGGCCAGCACCAGCAGAAUCAGGACCAAGUUUGGAGUCAACAGCGGCAGCAGCAGCAGAUCCACGCUGACAAUCAAGACCCGAAGUGGCCGACUCAGGACGAUGUUCUGGGCCAGCAGCAGCAGCAGCGGCCGCAGAUCCACACUGACGAUCAAGAUCACAAGUGGCCAAAUCAGGACGAUGCUCUGGGCCAGCAGCAGCAGCAGCGGGGGCAGCAGCAGCGGAUCCACGCUGACGAUCAAGACCACAAGUGGCCAACUCAGGACGAUGCUAUAGACCAGCAGCAGCGGCAGCAGCCGCAGAUCCACACUGACGAUCAAGACCACAAGUGCCCGACUCAAGACGAUGCUCUGGGCCAGCAGCAGCAGCGGCGGCAGCCGCAGAUCCACACUGACGAUCAAGACCACAAGUGCCCGACUCAAGACGAUGCUCUGGGCCAGCAGCAGCGGCGGCGGCAGCCGCAGAUCCACACUGACGAUCAAGACCACAAGUGGCCGACUCAAGACGAUGCUCUGGGCCAGCAGCAGCAGCGGCGGCAGCCGCAGAUCCACACUGACGAUCAAGACCACAAGUGGCCAACUCAGGACGAUGCUCUGGGCCAGCAGCAGCGGCGGCGGCAGCCGCAGAUCCACACGGACGAUCAAGACCACAAGUGGCCGACUCAAGACGAUGCUCUGGGCCAGCAGCAGCAGCGGCGGCAGCCGCAGAUCCACACUGACGAUCAAGACCACAAGUGGCCAACUCAGGACGAUGCUCUGGGCCAGCAGCAGCGGCGGCGGCAGCCGCAGAUCCACACUGACGAUCAAGACCACAAGUGGCCGACUCAAGACGAUGCUCUGGGCCAGCAGCAGCAGCGGCGGCGGCAGCCGCAGAUCCACACUGACGAUCAAGACCACAAGUGGCCAACUCAGGACGAUGCUCUGGGCCAGCAGCAGCGGCGGCGGCAGCCGCAGAUCCACACUGACGAUCAAGACCACAAGUGGCCGACUCAAGACGAUGCUCUGGGCCAGCAGCAGCAGCGGCGGCAGCCGCAGAUCCACACUGACGAUCAAGACCACAAGUGGCCCACUCAGGACGAUGCUCUGGGCCAGCAGCAGCGGCGGCGGCAGCCGCAGAUCCACACUGACGAUCAAGACCACAAGUGGCCAACUCAGGACGAAGCUCUAGUCCAGCAGCAGCAGCGGCAGCAGCAGCAGGUCCACGCUGAUGAUCAAGACCACAAGUGGGUGAUUCGUAGUGAUUUCUGGCCCACCAUCACCAGACGCCCGCUGACGAUCAAGACCAAAGGUGGCUGACUCAGGAUGAUGUUCUGGACCAGUAGCAGCAGCAGCAGCAGUGGCAGACCCAUGCCGGGUGUCCGAACCAGACCACAGUGUUGGUCUCCACUGUUCAAAGGGAAAAAAAAUAAAUCAUAAAAUAUUUCCA
Molecule: messenger RNA, 1653 nt
Organism: Phyllopteryx taeniolatus (common seadragon)
Lineage: Eukaryota; Metazoa; Chordata; Actinopteri; Syngnathiformes; Syngnathidae
Product: involucrin-like
Exons: 2
Coding region: 171-1523 (450 amino acids)
Source: RefSeq, a predicted model, not a curated record